Molecule: messenger RNA, 3029 nt
Organism: Mytilus trossulus (common blue mussel)
Lineage: Eukaryota; Metazoa; Mollusca; Bivalvia; Mytilida; Mytilidae
Product: tyrosinase-like protein 2
Exons: 4
Coding region: 68-2020 (650 amino acids)
Molecular function (GO): oxidoreductase activity
Source: RefSeq, a predicted model, not a curated record
AUAUAAUGGAGGUUGAAAUUAAAGUAAAAUCAUACAUUUGUCCAUAGCAGAGAUAAGAACAAACAUAAUGAGGAAAAUACUGAUCAUUUUUGCAUCAUUACCAGUACUAGCCCUGUCUCUGGUUGUAGAGGACGAUAUUCCACCAAUAUUACAAGAAUGUUACAAUCAACACACAUAUUCCAACUCUUUGGACGAACAGACAAACUGCUUACAAAAAUACUUAUUCCAUCUGUUUGGAAAUUCAACACAACAAACAUUAGUGGACAAGAAUGCAUUAGACUGGGUAGACUCGCUUGGUCGAAGUGUGCAUCACAGAUUAAAAAGACAAACAAGAUAUAAUACAUAUAACACAUAUAAUAGAUAUAAUAAUAGAUUUCGAAGGCCGAUCCCUUCAGUGGACCGAAGACGAGUGAGAAAAGAAAUAAGGACAUUAACAGACCAGGAAAGACAAGUAUUCUUCGAUGCCAUAAAUGCGCUGAAGAAUGAUAAGUCAGCGAGCCCAAAUCAAUAUGAUGUCCUGGCCUUAAUGCACCAAACUUCAGCUCUAACCUCUGCUCAUAGAGGUCCUAACUUUCCUAGCUGGCACAGAUACUUUCUCCUGAUUCUCGAAGAAGCCUGUGUCAGAAAGAGAAGUACUUUUGUGCUUCCAUACUGGGAUUCUUCUAUAGAUUUUAGAAUGAGUGAUCCAUCUGAAUCAGUGCUGUGGACAGAAAUAUUUCUUGGAAAUGGGAGAGGUGUAGUAUAUACUGGUCCAUUUGCCAUGUGGAGAACACCCACAAAUAAUACAUAUUUAAGGCGUGAUAUACCAGGCGCAAACAGUUCUCUAAUUAAUCCAGAUACAAUAGUUAACGUUUUUAGAAAACGUUAUAACAGAGAAAUAUUAACACCAACAGCGGCAACAGAGGAGGACAAUUUGGAAAAUCAUCAUGACGGUGUUCAUCGAUGGGUUGGAGGUGAAGAUGGUCAUAUGGGCGGUUUAGAGACUAGUCCUCAAGAUCCUGUAUUCUUUUUGCACCACUGUUAUAUUGAUUAUCUUUGGGAAGUAUUCAGAGAAAGACAACAGAGACUAGGAAUAAAUACAGAAGAGGACUAUCCAGAAACUACUAACGAAAAUCAUCACCCAAAUAGAAUAAUGGAUAAUCUAUCUCCACCAAGGACCAAUAAAUGGGGUUAUAGUAAUAUAUUUACAGAACGUAACGGUAUAUAUCGUUAUGCCCCAGCACCUACAUGUGCCAAUAGAUGCGGUGGAGCCUACAAUGGUUACUUGUUUUGUAACAGAAGAACUGGCCAUUGCGAACCUAGAACAAAAAGACAGUUCAUAGAUAUGGGUGGUUUCAGAAAUAUCGAUAGUCCUUACAUAAAUGACCAACCGAUAGUUGCUUCUGCUGCAAAUACGCAAGCGGCACAAACGGUUACGUUUAGGCCGAGCUCCGAAUCAAGAUUAACUAUCUCAAAUCCUGCUCCUUCAAUUUUAAGACAUUUUGAGCAACACCUUAUCGAUCCAAGGACAAGAACCACACGUAAAAAGCGAUCAAUUGCUACAUUUGGUAACGACAAUGUAGCUAUACAGUCAUCUUUCUAUCCUAAUCUAUUAGCAACAAUACCAGUAAAAAUUGUUAACACGCAUCAUUCAUCAGGGAACAGCAAGAACUCAUUUGAAAAUGUUAAUUUUGUACAACAAAUAUCUACCUUAAAUGUUUCUUAUGAAACUGUAGGCUUUUCGUACAAUGGUAAUCACACGGGUCAUAUUAUAAUUGAUGAAAAAACACAGACUGCAGAGUCUACUGUUAUGAUUGCGUUUAAAAAACCUAUGUUCGGUAUGACAACAGCUAACGUGAGAGUUUUUGAUUCUUAUGGUGGAAUAUGCAAACCAGAAUGUUUUGAAUCUGGAUCUAACUUUUAUAAGGAUUGUUCCGGAGUUUUAAAAAUAACAGCAGAUUUACCUCUUAUGUUUAAUGACCUCAGUGAACAUAUAGAAGAUUCUCAAAGACCAUACAUGAUUUUUAAUUGCCAUAAUUAAUUACAUACAAUAACUUGGAUGUCCUGUGAUAAUUUGUGAAUUCCAUUUAAGCCAACAAGAGGCUUUUCGUUUCAUUUUAUAUGUAUUGUUACUAUAAAAAUAAAAACCCGUCGUGCAUGGGUUAGGUUAAAACAAUUCUAAAAAAAAUUUGCUUAAUUUUUCCUGACUUUGUGAACUGACCCCCGCCUAAACCCCAGUAAAAGUAUAUUUAACAUUGAAGGGCCUCAAUUCUCUUUAACUUCGUACUUUAUUUGGCCUUUUUAAACAAAAUUAUUCGAGCAUCACUCACUGAUGAGUCUUUUGUAGACGAUUCGCUCGUCUGGCGAAAAUACAUUAUUCCAAUCGUUGUAUCUUUGAUGAGUUUAUUCAUUGGAGAAAAAGUUAUCUUGAUUUUUCAAGAUUGCAGUUAUAAAUUGUUAUUUCUAAUUAUUUAUUAUGGUUGAUUAUUUAUCCAUACUAAAUAUAUAUAUUUUUUUAUAUAGAUUAAACAGUUGGUUUUUCCGUUUGAAUGAUUUUACACAGGUAAUGUUAGGGCCCUUUAUAGCUUGUUGUUCGGUGUGAUCCAAGGCUCCGUGUUGAAGGACGUACAUUGACCUAUAGGGUUUACUUUUAUAAAUUUUUAUUUGAAUGGAGAGUUGUCUCAUUGGCAUUCACACCACAUCUUCCUAUAUUUAUAAAUUGAAUAAUUACGAUCAUAUAUUGUAGCGUUACGUUUUUUCUCAUUUUGACAUGUUACUCACUGUUGAUUAUAAAGUUUAUGCUCAUUGUGUUUGUUUGGUUGAUUGCUGUUGGUUUGUUUGUGUGUGUGUUUUUAUAAUUUGGCUUUCCAAAUAUGUUUUAUUGUACGAAUGUUGAUAUAUAGCUAAAAUAUGUCUCAUUGGUAACCUUGUGCUACAUUACUUUGUUACAUUUAUUAUAAAAUUUGUACUAUAAAUAUGUUAAUAUUUAGAUUUGUUUAUUGAUAGUCAUUAUACUUUUAUAUUUUUAAUUAAAUACAAUUCUUCAUUUA